AUGGGGACAAAACCAGCUGCGGCCUUUGCUGGGCUUGACGGUGUCGAGGGGGGAGGCGUCGACGUAGCGCGUGCCAGUGCUGGGGGCGGCGUUGACCUCGCCGUCAAAGAGACCCGGCCUGUACACAUGGCACUCCGACGAGUGCGUCAGGCGGCAGAGUUCAGAGCGCGACCCCAUGGGCGGCAUGGAGGGGAUGCCUUCUGCGGGCGUCGCGGACAGCACCGGGUAUGA
Molecule: messenger RNA, 231 nt
Organism: Chondrus crispus (carragheen)
Lineage: Eukaryota; Rhodophyta; Florideophyceae; Gigartinales; Gigartinaceae
Exons: 1
Coding region: 1-231 (76 amino acids)
Source: RefSeq, a predicted model, not a curated record